Molecule: messenger RNA, 1080 nt
Organism: Lotus japonicus
Lineage: Eukaryota; Viridiplantae; Streptophyta; Magnoliopsida; Fabales; Fabaceae
Product: peptidyl-prolyl cis-trans isomerase FKBP16-4, chloroplastic
Exons: 10
Coding region: 99-788 (229 amino acids)
Molecular function (GO): peptidyl-prolyl cis-trans isomerase activity
Source: RefSeq, a predicted model, not a curated record
UCCUUAUUUUCUUUCUUUUUCCUCUCAACCAAAACUAGACUAAAUCUAUAAUAAUAAAUAAACUAGACUCUGGUCUCACAUUAAUAGUCAACAACAUCAUGGAACUCUCUCUGAUCCGUCCUCCUAUGCUUCUUCAUUGCCCCCUCAACUCCAUUCUCUUCUCAACAAGGACACACAACAAAACAUCAUACAGGUUACCAUGCCGCUGCUCAUGUUCUUCCUCUAAUAAAACUGCUGCAGAACCAGUUACAGAGUCUUUACAGAUUGAAGGAAGAAGAGAAUUACUCAGUUGUCUCAUCACAACUGUUGCUGGAGUCUUUGCAUGUGAUGUGGCUGGAGCUGUUAGCACAAGUAGAAGAGCUCUACGAGGAGCAAAAAUUCCUGAAAGUGAUUUCACAACCUUGCCCAAUGGUCUGAAGUACUAUGAUUUGAAAGUUGGGAAUGGAGCUGAGGCUGUAAAAGGAUCGCGUGUCGCAGUUCAUUAUGUUGCUAAGUGGAGAGGUAUCACCUUUAUGACCAGUAGACAAGGAAUGGGCGUUGGAGGAGGAACGCCGUAUGGAUUUGAUGUAGGCGAAUCUGAGAGAGGAAAUGUCCUCAAAGGGUUGGAUUUAGGAGUGCAGGGCAUGCGAGUAGGAGGCCAGCGAUUGUUAAUUGUUCCUCCUGAACUUGCGUACGGAAAGAAGGGAGUCCAAGAAAUACCUCCAAAUGCAACAAUAGAGGUAGAUAUUGAACUGCUUUCCAUCAAACAAAGUCCAUUUGGGACUGCGGUAAAGAUCGUCGAAGGUUGAUGAUACAAGUGCUAACUUGGCAAAUCAUGAGAAACAAGACCGUCCUUAUUUCACCGUUGUGAAAGAACCUGGAUUUUAACCUGGACUUCCAAAUAAGAAACAGGGAAAAAGUUUGAACUCAAAAAUUUGAUUAUAUGUAUCCAAUUCAGGGCUUGUGUAGCUGUGUUUGCUAGAAAUCAGAAAGUUCAUUAAAGGUGGACGCCAAAUAUAUAAACCAAAAUGAAGGGCGGAAGAAUGAACAAAAAAUAACAAAGGAAAGAAUGAAAACUGUACAAGUUUUUAUCUUGUCUCA